AUGUCCUUCGUCAAGCGACUCCAAUUCGUCUCGGUCGUCGACACGCCCUUCGACCCGUCGCAUCGCUUCGCGACAUCAUGGCUGCUGCCGCCGGGCGCGCUGUUCGCCCUCCGCGCGCUGCUGUCCGUCUACGCCUUCACCACCGCCUUCUUCAACCUGGGCUGGCGCGGCACCCACCACCUCGGCGGCGUCGGCCAGUCGUUUUCCUACUUCACCAAUUUGACAUACUGGGGCCUGGCCUUCUACUUCGCCUUUGCCGCCCUCCACACUGGCACCUACUGGUUGACCGGCCGCCCACUUUUGGCCAGAUGGCCCCCGGCCCUGCAGGUGCUGCACGCUAUCUAUUACAGCACUGUAACUAAUUUCCCCUUUAUUGUGACGAUCGUCUACUGGGCCAUCCUGUCCGGCAAUUCGUUCGUCACCCCUUUCACUUCAUACUACAACGUCUCGGCACACGCAAUGAACUCCGGGUUCGCGCUACUCGAAGUGCUGCUGCCGCGCACGGCGCCCAGCCCGUGGUGGCACAUGGCUCCGCUGGUGUUGCUGCUCGCCCUCUACCUCGCCCUCGCGUACAUCACGUACUACACGCAGCACUUCUACGUCUACUCGUUCCUAGACAUCCAGUCCAACGGCUCCGGGUCCGUCACGGGCUACUGCUUCGGAAUCCUGAUCGGCAUGGCCAUUAUUUUUGUUAUCGUGCACUUUUUGGUCAAGGGGAGGGUGUGGCUGACCGAGCAGGUCUUGGGGAUGGACGGGAAGUUCAGCAGGAGGGAAGCCGGCAGGAUGGGCGGCGAGAUUCAUGUUGCGCCCGAGGUCGGGAGCGAGGGCUACGUCGAGAUGGAGGCGGCCAUGCAGACGCACGAGGCCGUGAAGAUGCGUCUGAGGGAAGAGGCGGAGCAGCAGGCCCAGGCGCAGGUGGGCCUGACGCAUUAA
This is a messenger RNA of Lasiodiplodia theobromae, 933 nucleotides long. Its product is annotated as Alpha beta hydrolase fold protein. The transcript is spliced from 2 exons. Bases 1 to 933 code for a protein of 310 amino acids. The record is from RefSeq and is a predicted model, not a curated record. Gene Ontology annotation, cellular component: membrane. Lineage: Eukaryota; Fungi; Ascomycota; Dothideomycetes; Botryosphaeriales; Botryosphaeriaceae.